Rhinichthys klamathensis goyatoka is the source of this 3479-nucleotide messenger RNA. RefSeq names its product junction plakoglobin a (gene jupa). The record is from RefSeq and is a predicted model, not a curated record. Lineage: Eukaryota; Metazoa; Chordata; Actinopteri; Cypriniformes; Leuciscidae. Gene Ontology annotation, biological process: cell adhesion; positive regulation of transcription by RNA polymerase II. Gene Ontology annotation, cellular component: catenin complex; adherens junction. Gene Ontology annotation, molecular function: cadherin binding; alpha-catenin binding; transcription coactivator activity. The transcript has 16 exons. Bases 199 to 2403 code for a protein of 734 amino acids.
GGAGACUUUGCCCUCUCUCCCCAACGCACAUUGUUCAGCCUCAUCUGAAUGCAAGAGAAAGUGUCGCACUCCCUGGAACUCUGUGCGGUCAGUGGGGAAAACUAAUAGACUCUUGGAUCGUUGUCAGCAGCAGUGUUCGGAGACGAGCGUUUAAAGGUUUUACUUUUGGGCUGUUUGGUUUGAGUCCGGGAGGCCAAAAUGGAAAUGCACUUGGCAGAGGCCCCAGGCACGGUGAAGGUCACAGAGUGGCAGCAGUCGUAUUACGGGACAGAUUCAGGCAUCCAAUCAGGAGCCACUACGGUUCGCUCAGACGAAAAUGGAACAGAGUACAGCAACAAGAAAUUCACCUACACUACCACAUUCACAGAGAACCCUGCAGAGGUGGAGUCUCAAUUAAAUCUGACCCGUGCCCAGCGUUUGAGGGCGGCCAUGUUUCCUGAGACGUUGUUGGAGGGAUCGGCCAUCCUUUCCACACAGAUCGAUCCGUCCCAGCAGACCAAUGUUCAGAAGCUAGCCGAACCAUCUCAGCAACUCAAAGCCGCCAUCGUUCACCUCAUCAACUACCAGGAUGAUGCUGAACUCGCUACACGCGCCAUUCCAGAGCUAACCAAACUCCUCAACGAUGAAGACCAGGUCGUGGUGAAUAAGGCAGCUAUGAUCGUGAACCAGCUGACCCGCAAGGAUGCGUCCCGCCGGGCUCUGAUGCAGUCCCCGCAGAUGGUGGCCGCCGUAGUGAGAGCCAUGCAGAACACGUCCGACAUGGAGACGACUCGCGCCACAGCCAGCAUCCUGCACAACCUCUCACACCACCGCGAGGGGCUGCUCGCCAUCUUCAAAUCAGGGGGCAUUCCAGCUCUGGUGCGCAUGCUGAGUUCUCCGAUGGAUUCUGUUCUUUUCUAUGCCAUCACCACCCUGCAUAACCUGCUUCUGCACCAAGAGGGAGCCAAGAUGGCAGUGCGUCUGGCUGACGGUCUGCAGAGGAUGGUUCCCCUGCUGAAGAAAAGCAACCCCAAGUUCCUGGCCAUCACCACAGACUGCCUACAGCUGCUGUCCUAUGGCAACCAGGAGAGCAAGCUGAUUAUUCUUGCAAACGGUGGCCCUGAGGGUCUAGUGAGCAUCAUGAGAACCUACAACUAUGAGAAGCUGCUCUGGACCACUAGCCGUGUGCUCAAAGUGCUCUCUGUCUGCCCGAGUAACAAGCCUGCUAUUGUAGAUGCUGGUGGAAUGCAAGCUCUUGGUAAGCAUCUGACUGGCUCUAGUCAACGUCUGAUGCAAAACUGCCUGUGGACCUUGAGAAACUUGUCAGACGCUGCAACCAAACAGGACGGAAUGGAAAAUCUGCUCCAAGUGCUAGUUGGUCUGCUGUCAUCUGAUGACAUCAACAUGUUGACCUGUGCAACAGGCAUCCUGUCCAACCUCACCUGCAACAACACACGCAACAAAACACAGGUGACCCAGAGUAACGGUGUGGAGGCACUGAUUCACACCAUCCUGAGGGCCGGUUCAAAACAGGACGUGAUCGAGCCAGCUGUCUGUGCCCUUCGCCACCUCACCAGCCGGCACCCGGAUGCUGAGACAGCACAGAAUGCCGUACGAACCGAUUACGGCAUCCCCGCUAUUGUCAAAUUGCUCAAUCAGCCCUACUACUGGCCCGUCAUUAAGGCUGUGGUUGGUCUGAUCCGUAACCUGGCACUUUUACCAGCCAAUCAGGGUCCUUUGAGAGACGCUGAAGUCAUUCCCAAACUGGUCACUUUGCUUUCAAAAGCUCAUCAGGAUGCACAGAAACAUGGUUCAUCUGCUCAACAACAAUACCAGGAUGGAGUGAGAAUGGAAGAGAUCGUGGAGGGCAGCACUGGUGCUCUGCAUAUUCUGGCCAGAGAUCCUAUUAACAAAGGCACCCUUGCCGGCAUGGGCACAAUUCCUCUGUUUGUUCAGCUGUUGUAUUCUCCAUUGGAUAACGUCAAGCGUGUGGCAGCUGGUGUUCUGUGUGAACUGGCUCUUGAUAAAACGUCGGCUGAGAUCAUUGAUUCGGAAGGAGCCUGUGCGCCUCUCAUGGAGCUCCUCCAUUCCAGCAACGAAGGAAUUGCCACCUAUGCCGCUGCUGUGCUCUUCCGAAUUUCUGAGGACAAAAACCCUGACUAUAAGAAACGAGUAUCAGUGGAGCUCACACACUCGCUCUUCAAACAUGACCCUGGUGCUUGGGAGAUGGCACACACCACCAUGAUGGAUCAGGGCCUUCCAGAGGACGAUGGCGAAGGCUACGGCCCCCCCGUAGGAUAUCAAGGAUACAAUGAUGGCAUGCAUAUGGAUGGCAUGCCUCUAGAUCAAGAAAUGCAAGAUGAAUAUGGACAUAACAUGGGUUACAACUCCAUGCUCAGACCCUCCUACCCUGAUAACUACUAACCGCCUGAUGAUGAAUUGAGCUCCACUGAAAGAGGAUUAUAAAAAAUACACUAGACAGAAACUCCCAGCAGAGUUUUUUUUUUUCAUCGCUGGGUGCCUGUGGUCCAUUUCUCAGUAAACACUCACUGACACUGCUGUAAUAUAUGCAAUUCUCGCUGUGCUGGGAGAGGCAGAAUCGAGCAACUUUACCUUGCCUUUAUACAAGGAUGACAGCAUGUUGCAUUUUACAUGUCUUUUUGUAGAAAAUGUUAUAUUUUAGUGUUUCUUAUGGGUGCAUUAAUACUUUGUUGGUAAGAGGAAUGGUUAACUAUGCCAAAGAGAUUUUAUUCAAAUAUUUUAUAAUGAUAAUCACGUUGCUUUUUAUAGGUUUAAGAUUUUGGAAAAUGCAAUCAAUGAUUUAGACUUGCGAUCUCACAAUAACUGACCUGAGGUCAGCUUUAUGGCUUCGUUCACAGUGGUUUUAGUCAGACGGGUGACCGGAGCUGAUCGGGAAUCAGCGUUAGUGAGCUGAAAUGCCUGGAAUGUUGAUUUUCUACAGCGCUUGGAUCUCAGUGCAGUGCAUUAUAUUUCCUCCCUUAACUGAGACUGUCAAAUACUGGAGUUCUUUUGAACUUUUCCCACUUGUUUUUUUUUCUUCACUCCAUAUAUUUGUUCUGCUGAAACUGUCUUAAUGUAUCGACAAGGAAAUAGUGAUUUUGUUUGUCUUGCAAUGCAAUGUGUAUGGAGAUUUUUUUCUUAUUGUUUGCGUGAGGAAUAAAUGCCGUGCUGAUUAAAAGGGACUAAUGUUUAACUAAACGAUUAAACCGUGUUAUAAAAAACUAGCUCCACAUUUGUUCACAUAUUAACUGACAAAGGGAUUCUUUGUAGCAUUUUUACUUCAUACUUUGUCCAAAAAAAAAGAAAUAAAACCAUGUUAUCUAAUGCUUUGUGACUGGGAUGUUGAAAUUGUUUAAGUGUGAACACUAGUGAGAUCAUUUCAUAACACUGUAACAAAGUUUUAUUGGGAUUCAGAGAUGAUUUUCCAGCUCAAUGUCUAUUACAGUAUACAACAUAAAUGAAAGAGUGCAGAUACCAGA